Molecule: messenger RNA, 4173 nt
Organism: Postia placenta MAD-698-R-SB12
Lineage: Eukaryota; Fungi; Basidiomycota; Agaricomycetes; Polyporales; Adustoporiaceae
Exons: 13
Coding region: 1-4173 (1390 amino acids)
Source: RefSeq, a predicted model, not a curated record
AUGACCGAGUACGACUUCUCCCCCGAGGCCUACGAAAAGUACCUGGCCACACAGACCCGCGUCUCCAACUGGGUCUCGGACCAGGUAUCGCGCGGACCACGCUACGCAGACCCGCGUGUGCCGCCCAGCAACCCACCCUCCGUUGUACCCUCCACGCGCUCGCGGCCUGCCCGCUCCAAGACCCAGCCGCAGCUGCAGCCCCUGCACAUCCCCGAGUCCCGCUCUCCCCCGCGCACGUCGCCCCCAAAGUCUUCGUCCGGCAGCCGGCGCUCACACACCUCGCCGCCGCCGCCGCUACCACAACCGCAGAAGGCUCGAUACGUAUCUCCGAGCCGCGAUAUCCGACCGCGCCCGGCACCAGCCCGCUCACGCACGCUCCCGAUGGCGCACGCCCAACAUCCCGCGCACGAGGCGUCCGCCUCACGCCCGCACCACGCCGCGCCUCCUCCACCGCAGCCCAUCCCGUACCCGCCACCCAUCACAUUCCCACCGGCACCCAUGCUGAAUCUCCCACCAGCACCGCCUGGCCACAGCGCCGUCUACCGCGCCUACCCGUACGACGGCUCCGGCCGCCAGAUCGUCCUGCCCCCACCACGCCCAGGGCAGACAUACGUGAUCGUGCCGCCGCACCGGGGCGCCGUCCAAGUCGUCGUGACACGGCGACGGUGCCCGCUCACGCACGGCCUCCCACUCUCGCGGUGGGAGCAGCACGCGCAGCCCGACCAGCAGCAGCAAGAAGGGCGCGCCGUUCCUCCGGCGCCUCCUCGGCUCGAUCAGCCCGACCGGGGGCGGGUACAGCUCCGGGCGCGGCGCCCCCGCGCGGGAGGCCCCGCCGCGGCGCCUCCGACGACACUCGACGAGCCAUUUCUAACUGCACAGAGCGGGCAGAGACCCCCUGCAGCGCCACGCGGGCCCGGGUCGGCACUCGGCCGUGGCUUCCCACUGAGACUGGGGAUCGUCGCUCGUCCCGGCCUCCGGAGCUUCUGCCCCACGCUCGAAGUCGCGCGCAUCGCCGACAUCGGUGCCAUCGCAGCUGCGCCGAUCGCUUCGAUCCGCGCCCUCAAAAACAUCGCCCCCUGCGUACGGAUUGCCCUUCGUAAGCUCGGCGCUCAUAGCCCGCCAGAAGAGCUUUGGACGGUGUCGCCGAGCUCUCCUGCCGGAUACCAGUUAUGCCGCGGGGACUUCGAGUUAUGUAGUUCCAAUUGCCGCGAUCCAGAGGGGGAGGUGUCACCGCCGGGACAUGAAAUUGGCAUUGCCGUAGCAGAUCGAGGUGUCAGAGAAUCAUGCAUUACAGCGGUGGACAAGCUUGCAACCAACACUACGAAUACAGAUGCUUCAGCUUCUACCGAGGUCCGAGCUGCGGAUUCUUCUGGGGCGCGUUUGCGACUGGCCUGUCUCCACCUUUGUGCUGAGAUCCCUCAGACGACUCGCGAUGACACUAGUAGUGCAUGGCGUCGCAGCCGCGUGUCUGGCACGCUGCCACCAUAUGGCGCUCUCGCGGCUACGGGCUUACAGCAAGAACUCAUCUUCGAGCGGUUGGAGGCGCCAGAAUGCACGCGUUGUCGUCGGACAUGGCGGACACGCGCGAAGCACCUGCACAGCUCGUUCGCGCUCACUAUCCCGGGGUCCACUGUGACGAACGCGCAUUCGAAGGCCGUGCCCGUCGUAUGCACGCCCGCCUCGCUGGACCUGGCUCCUCGCGCAACACCGCCCACCCCCUACACAGAGGGGCCAGCUGAAUACGAACGCAGAGUGCGGACGUCGGGACGUGCCAUGUGCACUGCAACGGACCCGGAAACAGCUGAAUAUGCCUACGGACCGGCAGAGAGACAGGCGCUGUACAGCAAGACGGCGAAGGUGGCUGGUGCCUCAGGACGAGCUGUAGGGGCACAUGUGUUCCAAAGCUAUGCACCCUCUGCGCAAAGCAGCGAGGUGACCUCGUUCCUCUACGCUCAACUAUCCCUGCUCGCGGAGCGAGCAGAGCUAUCCUCAGGAUUGUUAGCUUUGACAUUGUACCAGUCGGCCAGUAGCGCGGCCAGUAGCGCUUCCCUGCCGCACCGAGGGAGCUCUCCAGGUGGAACAUCAGAACACGCCGACCGACACUCUGGACUGGACCCGGAGACGUGGAAAAGCUAUCUCGAGCAGGCAUCAGAACGCCAGAAGCAAUACGUGGACCAGUUCAACUCCCAAAUGGAUAUGCUGCUCCUCUUCGCUGCGCUGUUCUCCGCCAUUGUCACUGCUUUCGUGGUCGUCUCGUAUGCCACCCUCCAGCCGGACCUUGGCCAAUCUACGCUUCAGGUGCUGCAAGAGAUCCUCGUGACGCUGCGGUCCAACGAAAGCAGUAGCCAAGAUACGCAGGUCCCCGUCUCUGAGCCGUUUACACCGGCGCAUUCGGCUAUUCGCGUCAAUAUGUACUGGUUCAUCGCACUGGUUCUGAGCCUCUGCACGGCGUUUCUGGCCAUAUUGGCAAAGCAGUGGCUCCUGAGUCUUUCGGGGAGCCUCUCUGCGGACAUGGAGACCAGGGGGCGACAACAACAGUUUCGCUGGGACGGCGUCAAGGACUGGCAGCUCUCAUAUAUCAUGGCGGUCCUCCCGCUCAUGCUGCAUAUCUCUCUUGCCCUGUUCUUCGUCGGUCUGGUCGAGUUCAUCUGGCCCGUGAACACCAUGAUUGCGAUUGCGGUCGCAUGUCUCAGUGGGGCGACCGUCCUCUUCUACGUCCUCACGCAUAUCCUCUCCAUCCUGUCGCCCACGUGUCCAUACAGGACAUCCACCACCGACCUCGUGUCGUGCACGUUCAACAUGCUUGCACAGGAGUUCCUAGUCAACUCCAUGACGGCCGUCAUCAUCGUCGGGCUGUGCAGCAUCUUGGCCUUGAUGAGCCCGUUUGUCGCUGCUGCUUUGGUUGUGUCGUGGGUCCGCCGACACACAGACAACGACCGCCCGGAGCAUGAGCGAGCGCUUAGGACGACCUUGCAGGAUCUACGCCGUCUGGUGCGCUUUAUAGGCGGGCCGUCGAGGUGGAGGCGUGCCACGCAGAGCAUCUGGACGUGGCAAGCGAGCCCUAUGCUCAGUCUGCGAUCCGCGGAGCGUGACUACAUUGGCGACAACUCUACGCUCAUCGACGCUCAUGCGCUUGCCCGCAUGAUCGGUGAGUUCCCUCGAUCCGAGGACAGCAGCGCCCUGGUGAAGCAACUCGUCGAUUUCGGCCCUCUGCGCGAGAGAAGGUCCGUCUUCACGCGGUGCGGCGCCGUCGCGCUCCUCGCUCAGCAGCUGCAUUCAGCGCUUGCUGAGACGACGACGGUCGAGCCGGCUCAGCACGCGGAGACUCUGCGCAUCUCCGAUGCGCUGGUGCAACUGCUCACGGAAGCCGAUGCCGACGACCGCUAUACCCUCCUUCCGGCAUUUGACGACGUUCCCGUACACCACGACCUGGUGCUCGCCAUUGGCACCGAAUACGACUAUGACGUCGGGGCUGCGUUGGGCAGCGUGUCGCAGAAACAGAGCAUUCCCCCGCUUGCUUUGACGACGCGAAUCGUCAGCACAUAUAGCUGUAUCGCGAGAAGUCAUACGAUUGAGGGUCGCGAUCCAAAUAUACCACAGCUUGACAUUGAACAUAUGACAGCAUCUCUUCUCGGUCUCGCGCACCACCUUUUUGAGCACGCCGGGGACAUCCCAUCGGUCGACCAGUCAACUAUGAUCCAUGUUACCAUCGGCGCAGUCUGUGCUAUCGGCAGCGUGCUGCAGACUUGUACGACGGAUGGAGCCCAGAGCUCGACUGCUAUGUUCCGGUCUGGACAGGCUGGCGAACCUCAUACAGAUAGUGGCGUGUAUCUCUUCGAAGUGCCCCGCCCCGUCGCCAUCGAAGGAGUCACAUCAGAGCACAUCGCCGAUGCUUGCGCUGCUCUCCUCCGCAGUGCGUCGUAUGCACCUGCUACCGACAAGACACCAAGACACCAAGACAUUCUCUUGUCUAUGAUCGCUGACUUACCAACGCGAUUCGAGAAGUCCGCCUCAGUCACCCAGCUUUUGGCAUACCUCCGCGAUCCAGCCCGCAGUGUGGCGACGUCCCUUCAGCGUAUCUUGCAAUGCACACGCGAGUACGACCAAGGCCCGAUUGUUGCUGCGUUGACGGCAGUGCGGAGUCCAGUUCCGGAAACGGCCGUACAAUCUUAA